Molecule: messenger RNA, 984 nt
Organism: Pochonia chlamydosporia 170
Lineage: Eukaryota; Fungi; Ascomycota; Sordariomycetes; Hypocreales; Clavicipitaceae
Product: F1F0 ATP synthase assembly protein Atp11
Exons: 1
Coding region: 1-984 (327 amino acids)
Biological process (GO): mitochondrial proton-transporting ATP synthase complex assembly
Cellular component (GO): mitochondrion
Source: RefSeq, a predicted model, not a curated record
AUGGCUUCUGUAAGAAUACCAAGCCUUCGCCAUUUGGCCAUACAUCCCAUCAGGUCCGCAGCUCGUCUUCAAUCCCAGCGCCGAUGGGCUCAAGUCCAUGAUGUCAGAUUCCUAGCGACAAAACAAACACCCCAAGUGGUGCUCGACAAGUAUCGCGAAAAGCUCAACCAAAAAGCCAAGAAAGAGGGACACAAUAGCAUCGACGAUUUGAAAUCCGCGUACGCUGAUAAAAUCGACGCCGAGCGCAAGAAGGACGCCAUCGAAUACCCAAUCCCUACUAUCCCCCAAGCUCCCGAAACCCCUGUUUCGCAGCCGAACCGAGGGCCGGCUCCAGCCCAAAAAGCAGCCAAAGCGACAUCCGUGCCUCCUAGCGCAAGUGGAAAAGCUGCUAUACAAUCAUUGGACGAGAUUGUCGAUGUCGAAAAGAUUCGUGAGCUCCCAGAGAAGGAGCUGACAGCAGUUUGGAGGCUGCGCCAUGCCAAUUCACCUCACAAGCUAUGUGCUGUUAUUCCAACAGCGUCAUAUAAGGCUAUGGAAGAGAUGGCGCGCCAGUCUCCUCAAUUCGUUUUACCGGUUCCACAUGAGAGCCAAGGUGCCGAAAUUCACUUCUUGCAAUGGACCUUUGACCCGGCAUCCAACACCAGCACAGUUCUCUUCACCCAACUGGCCGAGUUCAAGACACGGGGUGAAUUUGCCCAGCCACAUACAACCGUGACACAUCAUCUUGAUUUGGCUGAUGAUAAGGGCCUCGUUCUGAUGCAAGGCCAGACAAUGGAGGAUCGAGGUGUUCAACCAGAGCACGCCAAAUGGCUGGUCAUGUGCCUUCAGCGAUUCUAUGGAGCUUGGGAGAGCACAGAGUCGGAGCUUGAAGGUGCGAGGAAAGAGAGGGCAGAUGAACGAAAAAAGCUGGUUCAGUGGUUCGGUAACGGCGACUCUAGAUUCAGUGUGGAAAAGCUGCUAGAAGAGGCAGAGAGAAUGGGAUAG